AUGCAGCCCCGGUCCGAGUUCUUAUGCAAGUGGCCUGAAAAGGUCAGCGAGGAUGAGCUACAGGCGGAACCGGCAGGCAAGGUGUUGCUCACCAGGAGAGGAGGCGUCUCAGCUGAACCCAGUGGCGCCUACAAUGUUUGCUAUGCCGAUUGGACUCAGCCCGUGCAUCCCAAGACCCAGGAGCAGCGGCAGAGUUUGAGCUCAGCGCUGCAGAAAUGCCCGCUUUUUCAAGGCAUUGACGCUGAAGACUUAUCCAAGUUGGUGGAUGCGAUGGAAAUUCUGCGAGUGAAGGCAGACGAGAAGAUCUACACCAAGGGUGAGAGUGGGACGAGCGGGUAUGUCUUGAUCAGCGGAAGUGCUUGCGCUGAGACCGAUGCCGAAGACAAGUCAAACUUGCUCAGGCGAUCCUCAACCUUGAAUUUGUUGAUUUCUCCCGGCACCUUCUUCGGAGAGCACAGCAUGCUUUGGGGGUUUUGCCGGCGAAUGACCGUGGAUGCUCUCGAUGACUGCGUGCUCGGCCAGCUGGAGCGAGAAACGUACGUGAAUAUUAUCACUCGCUCCGCCAUGGCUGCGAGAAGUUUGAGGGAGAAGUACCUGCGUCGAGUUCCCAUGUUUGAGACCUUCGAUGAUGAGCUUAUUGCCAGGAUCACCGACAUUGUAGAGAAGCGAAAAUAUUCGAGCGGCUCCAAGAUCAUCGUCCAGGGCCAGAAAAUCGUGCGUCGUGGGCAGAAACCAAUCGAAGGGCAGACCGUGCCAGCGGAGCUCUACAUUGUGCUGAGUGGUGAAUGUGCUGUGACAAUCUGGGUGGACCAGGUCGGCUCAGACAAGGCGGAGUUGGAAGAGCACGAGGUGAGAAGAUAUGGUCCAGGGGAACGCUUUGGAGAGUUGGCCUUCAUCAACCGGACAGAUCGUGCAGCUUCAGUGACUGCUGUAACGGACACGGAGCUCUUAUGUUUGGACCGGGACACCUUUGAGCGCUUGGAGGAAUUGGAGCUGAAGCAACGUGAAAAUUACGCCUGUGAUCCGCGCAAGGCCUUGGCUGACUUCUACAGCCCGGGUGACCAGCAUGGCCCUGGUGGCGUUGCCCAAACUCCGGGGGAGACACAGUGGUUUGCAGUGUACCGCCCUACUAGUCGAGACGCGCUCGCAAAGAUGCUGAAUCAGACGGCCGUUGGAAAGGGGCUCAAUGUGAAAGGGAAGUCAGCCAAAAAGAACUAUCUCUCUGGAUUUGUUCCUUUCCUUCAAAUCAGUGUGAAUGAGCACAAGGAACAGAUUGGGCCACCUCAAGAUGAGGCAUCCGUGACCGUUUAUUAUCAGUCGCGGGAAUCACAAGAAGCCGCACUGAAAGAACUUCAACGUGCAGAAGCGUGGAAAGAAAUGUCCCCGGUCUAUGAGGACAACUCAUAUCCAGGCGUUUACGGCUUGGUGAUGUCUGAAGACCUCUUGCGUGAGGUCUACAUCGAUACUCCUGACAUCCAGUUCCGUGCAGGUUGGGAGACGGGCCGUGCAUCAGAGCCUGCUUUCAUGGACAUGAACCUACAUGCCUUGCGAUCAGAAUCCUCUCCAAGAGUGGUUUUGUACCAGUAUGAUGCGACAAACGAACUGAAUCCGCAUGGCUUGCUGGUGGCUUAUGCAGAGGAAUAUGAAGCGCGAGGUAAGCAGAUCCGAAGCGUAAAGCCAGUGGUCUCCGAUUUUGAUACAUUUACCAUCGGUAGCAUUGGAAUGAGCUACGAGGCCUUACCGGAUGAACAGCUCGAUUUGAUGGUUUGGAGCUUGCAGCAAGCCAAGGGGAUUCUAAGCAAGCCGGGGAAGAAGUCCUGGAACUCCCGCUGGUUGGAAGUACUGCAAAAGGCCAACCAGGAGGGUUUCCAUCCGUCCAUUCCCCCGUAUGGCUUUGGGGAUCCCACUUCGUACAGGUUGAUUGAGGAAGUGAUCAAAGCGACAGCCAUCUCUGGAGCUGUCCGACAUGGAGCUGAAUGUUUUAACUUCUAUUUUCCCCAAGAGUUUGAUGCAGAAUACCUGGUGGUAUGGCAUGGGUUGCCUGGUAAGCCAUGGGCUUACUAUGACCCAGGUGCUUUGCAGAAAUUCCUCAUGGAGCGAAUUGAGGAGGGCUUUUCUUUUCCAAUCAAUCCAGUUUGGCCUGUUCGCGAUCCAGGCUGGUAUGAGAUCUUUUCGGCCCUCCUACGCCGUGAGGAUGCCAAGAAAUCUUCGAAGGCUUGGUUUCCCCCUCACCGAAGUGUGGUGGAGUGCAUAGAGUCCAUUCACGAAGCAUUUCCACAAGGCUUCCAGACAGAAACCGCUGAGAAUGAUGACCUGGAGCCUGAGGAGCGUGCAGACCUGCUCCGAUUUCAAGCAAAGAGACGCUGGAGAAAGCUUCGAAUGGCCACACGGAUCUCGAGAUCCUUCAGCAAAGAAUCUAAUUCCUCUAAAUGA
Messenger RNA from Durusdinium trenchii, 2433 nucleotides. The record is from the annotation of a GenBank genome assembly. NCBI's taxonomy places the organism in Eukaryota, Dinophyceae, Suessiales, Symbiodiniaceae.